This is a messenger RNA of Chaetomium strumarium, 652 nucleotides long. RefSeq lists its product as uncharacterized. The transcript has 5 exons. The record is from RefSeq and is a predicted model, not a curated record. Bases 1 to 534 code for a protein of 177 amino acids. Lineage: Eukaryota; Fungi; Ascomycota; Sordariomycetes; Sordariales; Chaetomiaceae.
AUGACGGCGUCGAUGGAGCUCAAGGGAUUCCCUUCUCUCAAGCCUGCCUUUGUGGUCAAGGCGAAGAUCGGGAACGUCAGUCCCAUUGGUACCAUCCAUACUGGCCAGAGCGCCAUCCACUUUGAGGUCGCUCACGGCACCAUCGAGAGCGUGCCCGGCUUUGCGCCGGCUUUCAACGGCAUCCUCACGUUCGGCGCCGACUGGUUCACCAUGGACCAUGACAGGCAACAUGCGCGUGUUGACAUCCGGUUGAUCGCAAAAACUGAGAAGGGCCAUACUCUGGACAUCCGCAGCGGCGGCGUGAUGGAGAUGUCUCGGUCCGUGGAGAAGAUCUUCUUACUGGAUCCCGAUGCGAAGACCACUCGGUUUGGCUUCUCAACUUCGUGGGUGACUCUGAAUGUCAGCGACCGGUCGCUCAAGGCGUUGGAGAAUGGCACCUUUGUCGGCAACUCGCGCAUGAUCGUGGACCAGUCCCGUGGCGUCACGGUUGAGGCCAGGUACUCGCUCGUGGUUCCCUCUACUUCUGAGGAGUGAAGUUCUGGGGGGCUGCUGCAACGGGCUGUGUCGAGGCUAUGGCUAUCGUUGGGUCGGCACCGGUCUUCGAAGGGGUUUUCAAAGGUGUUUUCAUGUGUUUAGUCCAUCGGUGGAGGAG